Molecule: messenger RNA, 2427 nt
Organism: Oncorhynchus tshawytscha (Chinook salmon)
Lineage: Eukaryota; Metazoa; Chordata; Actinopteri; Salmoniformes; Salmonidae
Product: protein mono-ADP-ribosyltransferase PARP12-like
Exons: 10
Coding region: 449-2227 (592 amino acids)
Molecular function (GO): NAD+ poly-ADP-ribosyltransferase activity; metal ion binding
Source: RefSeq, a predicted model, not a curated record
UAUAAACAGCAUUGAUCUGCAUGACAAUCUCAGAGCACACUUGAGGCUGUUUCUUACAAGGUAAGCAUUCUCACUUCUUCGUGUUUUUAGGCUCCUAAUGGCUCAGAUGCAGUUUCUCCAAGGCUUUGGCUUACUUUUACUUUUAUAUAUAGUCAAGAUUUGUUUCGUAGAUUUGAUGUACAUUUAAGUAAAAGUACAAUGGAUCCGACUUCAAAUGCCCUCUCAAAGGAUGAUCAUUAUGCAGCUGAAGCAAACACCUGUACACAGAUCUCAUAAGUAACUGAUAUUAAGCAUAAAUAAAAUAUGACAUGAUUAUAUAUACAUCAAUAUAAAUGUAUUACAUUAUUUUAUUAAUAUUAUAUUAGGUAUAUAAUAAUAAUAAUUGCUAGACCUCUGAUAUGUUUACUGUUAUACCCUAAACCUAUACCGACCCCUGUAAACUGACUGAAUGACCUGUUGUAAUUUUUGUAGUUGUUGUGGUUGUUCUUAUUACUAUUAUUGUAUCUCUGCACACAGUAUGUCUGUACGUUUUGUCCGAAUAUGUGAGGAUGCGGAUAAAAGAGAGAUUGAGAUCGUUGGGCCUAUCAAUGAAUCCAUGGGACUUGCUGAGACUUUCCUACAGACCUCCCAAUUUCAUAGAAUCAUGAAAGAAAAAAAUGAAAUUUGUCAUGACUACAUUUUUGGAUGUUGCUUUAAAGGAGAUAAAUGUAUGGGCAUCCAUUCUACUAUGCCAUAUCAAUGGGAGGUGGAGAAUGGAUGUGGCUGGUCACGUAUCCCAGAUAAUGAGGGCAUUGAGAGAGACUACUGUGACCCAGCAAAGACAGAGAGCCAUGGAAUACCACCGGUGAACUUUAUCCUCAUGAUCCGCGGUUACAGCAAAGUUCGGCGACUUGCUACGGUUUCCUCCCUGGACCAACCAGAAGCUGUCCUUGCUACCAAGUGGGCUUGGUACUGGGAAGAAGAGGAUGAAUGCUGGAAUGCAUUUUGGUCAUCAACUGUGGAGGACCUAGAGAGGGUGUACAGGGAUCCCUCUCUUGGCUCAGUGUUUGAGUUCACUGCUGGACGACACACCUAUGAAGUCAAUUUGGAAGACAUGAUCCAGAGUAACAAGAGCUCACACACCCUAAGAUGGGUCAGAAGACGUCCGAUCUUCAACUCUGCCAUAGAUGUUCAGAGAGCAAUUUGCACAUCCAAUACCAACUCUUCGAUUGUGCCACCUUACUGGGACCAGUCUCGAUUGCCUGGGAUCGGCUUUGAGAGAGUUAUGUUGUCAAGCUCAACAGGUGAACACGAAGAUAUCAAGGCCCUUUUUGAGAAAACUGUGGUGGGGUUUCAAAUACACACCAUUGAGAGAGUACAAAACCCAGCCCUGUGGAAGUUCUACGUGCUACAAAGAGAUCAAAUGAAAUCUUCCUUGACAAGCAUCAAUGAGAAGCAGCUUUUCCAUGGUACUGACUCCAAAUACGUUGACAGUAUUUGCAGAGACAACUUUGACUGGAGAAUAUGCGGAAAGAAUGGAACUUCCUACGGAAAAGGAAGUUACUUUGCUAGGGAUGCUCAGUACUCACACAUAUACACCAGCCAGUCAGGAUUGAGGUCCAUGUUUGUUUGUCAGGUGCUGGUGGGAGACUACACUGUGGGAAACUCCAGAUAUGAGAAACCACCUCCUAAAGAAACCGGAGGAUCCAGCUUCUAUGACAGCUGUGUGGACAAUAUUCAAAACCCCAGAGUGUUUGUAGUUUUUGAAACGCAUCAGGUUUACCCCGAGUACCUCAUACAGUACAGUGAUGGUAACUCCACUGGUAACACUCAGCAAAACCCUGCUCCCCAGCCUGGCCCUGCUCCUCCACCAAACCCUGCUCCCCAGCCUGGCCCUGCUCCUCCACCAAACCCUGCUCCCCAGCCUGGUCCUGCUCCUCCUCCAAACCCUGCUCCCCAGCCUGGUCCUGCUCCUCCACCAAACCCUGCUCCCCACCCUGGCCCUGCUCCUCCACCAAACCCUGCUCCCCAGCCUGGCCCUGCUCCUCCACCAAACCCUGCUCCCCACCCUGGCCCUGCUCCUCCACCAAACCCUGCUCCACAGCCUGGCUCUGCUCCUCCACCAAACCCUGCUCCCCAGCCAAAUCCCUCUGAUUCAGAUGAACCUGAAUUGAAUUGUUGUGUUCAGUGCUUGAUAAGGACUUUCCGUUGGCCAUUAUACAUUUGUGUUUGCUGCUGUGAUGAUUGACCAGGCCUUAGUGAAUACAGUGUGUGUGUGUGUGUGUGUGUGUGUGUGUGGGGGGGGUUUACAAAACACUCCUAGUUUGUGUCAUCUGCCGUCAAACUGAUUGUCUUCAUUUGAACAUGUAGUUAUUGUCAUUUGUAACAAUGUGUGUUCUCCAUUUGUAAUAUAUCAAUUAUCAAGUUCAAUAAAAAAAGCCAACUUAC